AUGGGGAACAGUUCGGAAGAUUUGUCUCAAACCAAGAAUGGAAAUGCAGCUUCCGCCCGGCACGAGGGGAUCCCCGAAAUCAUCACCGAGAACUCGUAUGGGAAGGAGCCGGAGAGCGAGGACAAGCGCCAAGCCACAGGCACAGGGAGGGAGCAGAAAGAAUUCGACAUGAUCUAUAAAAUUGAAGACGUGCCCCCAUGGUACCUCUGCAUCCUGCUUGGCUUUCAGCACUACCUGACCUGUUUCAGUGGGACGAUCGCCGUCCCGUUCCUCCUGGCAGAGUCCCUGUGUGUGGGAAAGGACCAAUACACAGUCAGCCAGCUCAUCGGCACCAUCUUCACCUGCGUCGGGAUCACCACGCUGAUCCAGACCACGCUGGGGAUCCGACUCCCCCUGUUUCAAGCAAGCGCACUCGCCUUUCUGGUUCCUGCCAAGUCCAUCCUGGCUCUAGAGAAAUGGAAAUGUCCCCCAGAAGAGGAGAUCUACGGCAAUUGGACAUUACCACUGAACACAUCUCACGUGUGGCACCCGAGGAUGAGAGAAAUCCAAGGGGCGAUCAUCGUGUCCAGCCUGGUGGAAGUGGUGAUCGGGCUUGUGGGGCUGCCAGGAGCACUGCUCAGCUACAUUGGACCUCUCACCGUCACUCCCACCGUCUCCCUGAUAGGACUGUCAGUCUUCCAAGCUGCGGGGGACCGCGCAGGAUCGCACUGGGGCAUUGCAGCAUUAUCCAUUUUUCUGAUUGUUUUAUUUGCCCAGUACCUGCGAAAUGCGACCUUUCGGCUGCCUGGGUACAAAUGGGGGAAAGGUUGUAUUGUGUUCAGGCUACAGAUCUUCAAAAUGUUCCCGAUCAUCCUGGCCAUCAUGGUGGUGUGGCUGCUGUGCUAUAUUUUAACACUGACGGAUGUUUUCCCACGCGAUGCUGAGGCAUAUGGCUACAAGGCCAGGACGGACGCCAGGGGGAAAAUCAUGUCAAUUGCACCCUGGUUUCGUCUACCGUACCCUUGUCAGUGGGGCUUGCCCACCGUGACAGCAGCGGCUGUGUUAGGGAUGUUCAGCGCUACCCUGGCUGGCAUUAUCGAGUCCAUCGGGGAUUACUACGCCUGUGCCAGGCUGGCAGGGGCUCCGGCGCCACCCAUCCACGCCAUUAAUAGAGGCAUUUUUACAGAGGGGAUCUCCUGUAUCAUAGCUGGGCUGCUGGGAACGGGCAACGGCUCCACAUCCUCGAGCCCCAACAUCGGUGUCUUGGGCAUCACAAAGGUGGGCAGCAGAAGAGUGGUGCAAUAUGGAGCUGGGAUCAUGCUUGUUUUGGGAACCAUCGGCAAGUUCACGGCUCUGUUCGCCUCUCUCCCUGACCCUAUCCUCGGAGGGAUGUUCUGUACAUUAUUUGGCAUGAUCACAGCUGUUGGCCUUUCCAACCUGCAGUUUGUUGACAUGAACUCCUCCCGCAAUCUUUUCAUUCUGGGAUUCGCAAUGUUUUUCGGGCUGACGUUGCCAAACUACUUGGAUUCGCGCCCCAAUGCCAUUAACACAGGUGUUCCUGAAGUGGACCAAAUAUUAACAGUGCUGUUAACAACAGAAAUGUUUGUUGGGGGUGGCAUUGCCUUCAUAUUGGACAACACCAUUCCAGGGACACAGGAGGAGCGUGGGCUGGUUCAGUGGAAGGCCGGAGCACAUGCAGACAGAACCACAGCUGCAAAUUUGAAAACCUACGAUUUUCCAUUUGGAAUGAGCGUGGUAAAAAGGAUACAGUGGUUGAAGUAUGUGCCAGUAUGCCCUGUUUUCAAGGGAUUUAAUUCAAGAACAAAAAGGAAUUGUGACACAAUGGAAAGCGUUCAAGAAAACACAGACAACCUGUUCAUAUGUACUAAGGUCUGA
Messenger RNA from Emys orbicularis (European pond turtle), 1875 nucleotides. RefSeq names its product solute carrier family 23 member 1 (gene SLC23A1). The transcript is spliced from 15 exons. Lineage: Eukaryota; Metazoa; Chordata; Testudines; Emydidae. Bases 1 to 1875 code for a protein of 624 amino acids. Gene Ontology annotation, cellular component: membrane. The record is from RefSeq and is a predicted model, not a curated record. Gene Ontology annotation, molecular function: transmembrane transporter activity. Gene Ontology annotation, biological process: transmembrane transport.